Molecule: messenger RNA, 555 nt
Organism: Penicillium brevicompactum
Lineage: Eukaryota; Fungi; Ascomycota; Eurotiomycetes; Eurotiales; Aspergillaceae
Exons: 1
Coding region: 1-555 (184 amino acids)
Source: RefSeq, a predicted model, not a curated record
AUGUCUACGCAGCAGACCGAUGGAGGCUUGACUAAUGUCCAUACUGAUGAACAUGGUCAGUGUCUCACACCUGAGCGUUCCGCGUCUAGGACUAAUGUUGUAGGAGGGUCUGUAGGGGGUGCAGCUUCACCAGAUGGAGUUCAGGCUGCGGCUCCACCACGGCAAGCCCAGCUCGAAGCCCCACCAGAAGAAGGGCAAGCCCCGGUUCCACUAGGGCAGGCCCAGCCACCUGCCCCUUCGGUGACAAGCGCGCAAUUACCUUCCCCGUCGGGGGGCUUAGAAGGCGACACAGACAUGGACGAUGCAGAGGAGCCAUACAAGCCCAGUGAUUCGGACCGUCGGUGUAUGAUUGCAGAUAUCCUCAGUGCCACAGAUGACCCAAAUACAAUUCGACGUGCUUGGGAAAAGAAUAUUCCCGAAAACUGCAAUAUUAAUUACAAGCAACUGAUGGCUAUUUUGCACCCUGAUAAGGUUCCAACCUCAGAAAAAGCAGACGCCGAAAAAGCAUUUCAAAGUGAGAAUCUUUUAAGAAUCAACGUCGAACUCUCUGGCUAA